GUACAGUUCAUUAUAAUACAAUCCUUGUUUACCGUUUAUCGAGUUAUAGAUGUCGAAACAUAAUCGUUAAAGGUCAAGCUGAAGAAUCAACAAACAUUAACACGGUGGUAAUUGUAUAAGCGCUUAUGUAACUUGAGAUAUUUCAUAUGGGACUAUUUCUGGUAUUAGGUUUGUGCUUGUGGAGGGUUCGGUUAACAAUUGUACCUUUAUGAACGAGUGUGGAAUGUUGUAUUAUAAGUCAUUGCGGGAAGAAAGAAGUAUAUACAUUUUUUGUAACCCGGGUAAACUGAAUAAAUAGCUGUGUUUUGAAAGUACGGAAUUCAUUCAGUGCUUAUACGUCCUAAGUUCACCUAGAGACACGCAAUUAUCUAGCAAGAUAAAGUUAAUUAUCUAGACAGGGAAUAAAAUAACUCUGGACAGUGAUACAUAAUAGUCAGUUUACUGAGAUACGACAACAUGUACGACGUACAAGCAACCACAAAAGAUGCUCAGUCGAGCAAAGACCUCUUAGAAACCAAAUACUACUGCAAGAUUGAAGAUCCGACUUUAAAGGAGAUUGAGGUGGUUAUGGAGUUGGAAGCCAAGGGGAAACCAGAAGCAGGAAUCUUCAAUCGUUUCGUAUUGUUGAUUGACGUGAGCGGGAGUAUGGAUCAUACUGCUGAUGGACAAUCUUGUACCUUACUGGACAGAAUGAAGAAAUUCAUCGAGUUGUUUAUUGACAAUGCAAGCGACACUUCUUGGAUCGGAAUCGUAACGUUUUCCUCAACCGCAAAUGUCAUAAUGGAACUCAAGCAAAUGACGGCGGAAGCAAAGGUAUUUGCAAAAACAACAGUACUAAGUCUCACAACAGAAAGUCGUACCAAUAUCAGCGCGGGUUUGUUCAUGGCGUUGGAAGUUAUACAAAAACUGAAACCUUCUCGAGAUUGCAUCAUUGUCUUCACCGAUGGAGUAGCCAACGAAGGAAUAGUGGACUCUGGUACAUUGAUCCAGGAAUACAAGCGAAUAUCGCUACAGAGCAGAGAAACGAAUAUUCCGAUAUCUGCAAUCACUGUGGAGGGGUACAAACCGGAUUUUUUGUAUGCGAUUGCUACCGAACUUGGAAGUGACGCAUUUUAUUGUUUGAAUAUAAAUAGUGCAUUCGAGGCGGACAUGAUGAUUCCACAAAUUACCAAGGAAAUGACGUUUACAACUGACGUCACAAUCGUCGCAAGCGCUCUCGGAGGAGUAAAAAUGCUUCGCAUGAAAAAUCAACAAAGUCUAAACGAGACAGAGGCGAAACAUUUUUACUAUUCUCUACCAAACAAAAUGAAGAAGAACAUUUUAUUCCGCUUGCAGCUACCGGAUAACUACCGGGAAAUGGUCAAUGCCAUCAUUCUAAAUGUGGAGGUUAAAUUCAUGGAUGGUAAACUUUCGAGGAGAUGUUUCACCGAUUCUGUUCAACUUUGUCUCAAAACUAUGCAAGAAGUUGCUGUGAGACAAAAACUACCGGCCUCUGCUGAUACUGAAGCGUCCAGAAAAUAUCGAGAAUCGGCUGUUGCCUACGUCAGCUACAAAAGCGUCAUUGAUGCGACUUGGAAAUCAAUUCGUAAAAGCAUCACCAAGAUAUGUGAGGAGCAAUGCAAAAUGGAAAUUGCCCGAUAUUUUUCUGCGGCAAGAGAACAAUGUAAUGGGCAAGACAGCAAUAAAGCUGAGGCGGCACGUGAAAAAGACGCGGCUCAAAAAUUCAUGCAAGAAAAGUUAAAGCUUGGGGAGCUCGCCUUGGGUUUAGAAGAUAAAACAUUUACCUCGUGUUCCCAGCAAAUUCAUAUAUUCGAAAAGCAGUUGGUAUAUGCUCAAAGAUUUAUUGAAAAUACCGAUGCUUCUGAGCUUGCAAGCAAAAUUUGGGGCAAGCUUGCCGCCAUGGGUUCAUCUUUUGAAAAGGAAAUGCCGACCAACGAUGGUGUAUUCGGAAGCACUGUAAAACAACCUUUCAUGAAUAACACGGUAAAGAAACCAUUAAAAGAACUCCGCAAGGCCAUUCAAGAAACCACCGUUGAUACCGAAAGUAGCGACGAAGAGAGUGUGGCAAGCGAUGUAGAAGAUACACCAGAACCAGAACCAGAAAACAUUCCACUUUCUGACCGCGGAAGAGAAAGCAACAGAGUUACUUUUGAAAACGUUGCACUUGCUUCCGGUGGCGCCAUCGCUAGUGGUUUAGUAUCAAAUAUUGUUGGCUGGUAUGUGUUCAUUGUAAUUGCGAUUAUUGCAUUUGUGGUGUGGGCAGUUGAAGUUCAGGGCACUGAUAGAGUAAUCGUGAUGUUGUUUUUCGCUUUGUGUGGUGCAGCUUAUAUACUGCCUUCUCAAGUUUUUUGUUUUUUACUUGGUGAACUGUUCGGUAUAUUUUGGCCGAAUUUACCUGAUUGGUGGAGAUCCUAAACUUAUUUCUAGAACGUAUUGUAUAUUUAUGUAUAUUUGCGAGUGCUAUUGGUAUCUUUGUACAGUAAUAUGAUCGGUUAAAUGUUACAAAUAAAUGGAAUUGCUCCU
Messenger RNA from Ciona intestinalis (vase tunicate), 2523 nucleotides. The record is from RefSeq and is a predicted model, not a curated record. NCBI's taxonomy places the organism in Eukaryota, Metazoa, Chordata, Ascidiacea, Phlebobranchia, Cionidae.